Molecule: messenger RNA, 2751 nt
Organism: Antechinus flavipes (yellow-footed antechinus)
Lineage: Eukaryota; Metazoa; Chordata; Mammalia; Dasyuromorphia; Dasyuridae
Gene: ANGPTL4
Product: angiopoietin like 4
Exons: 7
Coding region: 681-2078 (465 amino acids)
Biological process (GO): triglyceride homeostasis
Molecular function (GO): enzyme inhibitor activity
Source: RefSeq, a predicted model, not a curated record
GGGGGAGGGAAAGGAGCUCUGGUAUUUGAGUCCCUGGGCCUGGAGGAAGAUUCGGCCAAUGCCAAGCAUCUCCACCCCGGGGGAGGCACUUUUUCCGAGGGGUGGAGGAACAUUAGCCUCCUGGUUCCUCGAUCCUUCCUAGGAGGUCUGGGGUAUAGCCAGGAGUCCCAGCAUCUCAACUAGGGGGAGGAGCUGCGAAUCCCUCGCCAUCUCCCAGAAGAGGGAGGGUAUUGGGGGGGGGGGCCUUCGGCUGGUCCCUUUGAAGCUGGAAACCUGAGCCCCGCCCCGCUCCAGGACACACCCCCCUGUCCCCUAGGGCCUGGCCGCCGCUCAUAAAAAUGGGGCUCCUCCAGUGAGUGGACAGCCGCUGUACGGGACGGGACCUGGGCGCACCUGAGACUAAAGAGAGCGGGAUCCCGAGUCCUCCAUCCCAGCUGCGGGAUCCCGAGUCCUCCGUCCCAGCUGCGGGAUCCCGAGUCCUCCUUCCCAGCUGCGGGAUCCCGAGUCCUCCGUCCCAGCUGCGGGAUCCCGAGUCCUCCGUCCCAGCUGCGGGAUCCCGAGUCCUCCUUCCCAGCUGCGGGAUCCCGAGUCCUCCUUCCCAGCUGCGGGAUCCCGAGCCCUCCAUCCCCGCUACAGCGCCCAGGCCGUCCUCUCGGGUCCCAGACCCCGUCAGUGGAAAGAUGCGCUGUGCCCCCAGUACAGGCGCUGCGCUGGUGCUCUGCGCCGCCACGGCGGGGCUGCUGGGCGCAGCCGCUGCCGGCCGCAGCGAAGUCCGUCCCGGGCCCCCCGAGCUCCGAGGGCCCCACGCCGGGCCGGAGGCCAAGUAUGCCUCGUGGGACGAGGUGAACGUGAUCGCUCACGGUCUCCUGCAGCUCGGACACGGGCUUCGGGAGCACGUGGAGCGGACGGAGGGCCAGGUGAACGACAUCUACCGCCGUCUCCAAGCCCGGGAUCCCGCCUGCGACGACCCUCAGCGCCGCGCCCGUCACAGCUCCGAGGGCAGCCAGCCGCAGAGCCCCGAGGAGAGCCGGGCGAACUUGACCGCGCAAGGCACGGACAGCCACUUGGAGCCGAAAGACGCGGCCCAACCGGAGAGCGAGCUCCAGCCGCUGGAAGCGAAGGAUGGCCAGGCUGCGGAGAGCAGCACUGGGGGGGCCGCCUGGAGAGCUGUGAGCAGCCUGCAGACCCAACUGCGAGCUCAGAACAGCAGAAUUGAGGAAUUGUUUCAGAAAGUGGCCCAGCAACAACAGCACCUGGAAAAGCAGAACCUGAAGAUUCAAAGGCUGCAGAGCAAGCUCCAGGGUCUGGCUCCUUUGCAGCUGGGACAGAUACCACUAAGGCCUAUGGGAAAGAAGAAUGCCCAGAAGAUGGCCCGACACAUUCAUCCUGUCCCCAACAGCAGUGACAAGCCUAAGCUGCCCCAGGAUUGCCAUCAACUCUUUCUGGAUGGAGAACGCCAGAGUGGACUCUUCCAAAUUCAGCCUCAAGGGUCCUUACCUUUCCUGGUGAACUGCAAGAUGACUCCAGAGGGUGGCUGGACAGUGAUCCAGAGACGCCUGAAUGGUUCAGUGGACUUUAACCAGCCUUGGGAGGCCUACAAGUCAGGCUUUGGAGACCCUAAUGGGGAAUUUUGGCUGGGUCUGGAGAAGGUUCAUCAUAUCACUGGAGACCGUGGAAGUCGUCUUGCUGUGCAGCUGUUAGACUGGGAGGGCAAUGCCCAGUCUGUCCAGAUCCCUUUCCACUUGGGAGGAGAGGAUACAGCCUAUAGCUUGAAGCUCACAGGGCCAGUUGCUGGAGAGCUGGGUCCAGCCACAAAAGAUGGACUAUCUUUACCCUUCUCUACUUGGGAUCGUGAUCAUGACCUCAGGACAGACCUGAACUGUGCCAAGAACCUCUCUGGGGGCUGGUGGUUCAGUACUUGUGGCCAUUCCAACCUCAAUGGGAAGUACUUUCACUCCCUUCCCCGGCAGCGGCACCAGAGGAAGCAGGGCAUCUUCUGGAAGACUUGGCGGGGACGCUACUACCCUCUACAGGCCACCACCAUGCUGAUCCAGCCCACAGAGGUGGCCGCGUCCUAGCCUAGCGCUGCAGGGCUAACAGAGAAGAGCCGGCGCUCAGUGGGCCAAAGACUGACUAAAUGCAAAAAGAGAACUCUCUCCCUCCCUUUUCCCAACAUCCGCGAUGACAAUAGGACGAAAGCCUGGGCCCGCUCAGGACUAACAGAGAUGCUUCCCUGAGGGAGGAAUAACAGAGGAUGCAGGCCCAGCCUUGGACUCCAGGCCUUCCCUCUUGAAGAGAGCGAUCACUCCUUUCUUCCCCUUCUUUAAUCUAUUGCCCUCCUGAGGGUAAACCUGUGGUUACCAGUGGUACUAAUGACCAGGGCCUUUCCCUCUCCUUGUCCCUCCUGUUACGUAUAGGAGUUUGAUGCACAAGGGAAAGAAGGGGUUGGGUCGUCUGACUUGGACUAGUGGGGAAGAAGCCCAGGUUCUGGGCUCAUGGCUGACUAGGAGUCUGGCUUAGAUGUCUUCAGUCAUAUUGACUGGACCGGGAUAACGGGACCAAAAGCUGGGGGAUCUAGGAUGGUGCCCUCAGAGGGUCUCUAUUUCAAAGCCCAGCCCUGGGGCCUAUCAAGGGGUCAGGGUAAUUUGUAAAUAACUGCCUUGUAAAAAGAUUUAUUAUCUUUUGGGUUGCGGGGUCUGGCUGGGAUUACCAGGCCCCUUCAGAUUAUUUGUAAUAAAAAGAAGGAAAGAA